Messenger RNA from Penicillium vulpinum, 1392 nucleotides. RefSeq lists its product as uncharacterized. The transcript has 3 exons. The record is from RefSeq and is a predicted model, not a curated record. The coding region runs from base 1 to 1392 and encodes 463 amino acids. Lineage: Eukaryota; Fungi; Ascomycota; Eurotiomycetes; Eurotiales; Aspergillaceae.
AUGGCAACAGAAACUUAUUCAUUGGCAGAGGUUCUGGCUGUCGCCAAGACACACCCUUUCUAUAACCCGGAGAUUGCAUACCCCGCCAAUGCGGAAGCUAUUCAUAGACUUCAGCAGCUGGUCGCUGAACAAAAUGCAAAGCCUGAGCUGCAAGAGCAGCCACUUCUCGGGAAGAAAACACUGUACAAGGUCAUUGAACGACUCACACACGAUGUGGACCCGCGGAACACAUAUCGAGAAUGUUCCUACAUGAGCAUUACGGGUGGCGGCUCUGGCGGGGUCCCCAUGAUGUUCGCCGUGGAUGCACAUGAGAACCGUCAACAGAGAUUGCAGAUGGGGAAAUUUCUCAAACUGUGCGGUGUCAUUCAGCCCGGGGAUUGGGUCUUGUCCACUCAUUUGGCUGGAGGGUUCUACAGGUCACUUGAUCUCAUGACAGAAAUCAUGGAAAACGCAGGAGCCACUGUUCUCAGCGCCGGAAGCUACAUGCCACCUGUGGAUGUCGCUAAGUCUCUGGCCGACUACCAUGUCAACAUUCUCACGGGCGACGGCAGCCAGGUCGUCCAAACCGUCUAUCAUAUCUCUCUCAUGGCGCCGGAGGACCGUAAUCGCAUCUGUCUCGAAAAGAUUGUCUACACCUCCGAGCCCUUAACUGGUCCCCAGCGAGCGUUUAUCAAGACGAUUCUCGGCGAUGUCAAGAUAAUUUCCGUCAUGGGAAGUGCCGAGGCAGGGCCCUGGGCAAUUAGCAGUCCGGAUCUGACAGGAGAGCAGAGUGUGACUAGCAACAGCACAGACUUCAUCAUCGACAUGCGCAAUGUUCUGGUUGAGAUCGUCUCUCCCUCUGCCGUCGAUGGCGUAUCUUCGUCUGAGUCGACAGUGCUUCCAGAAGGAGAACAAGGCCUUAUCGUGCAGACAUCUCUCCAGCGACUGCGCAACCCGCUGGUCCGCUACAUUACUGGCGAUAUUGGCUCCAUCCACCCGCUCCCGGACGCGGCCUGUGCUGUAAUUCCCGAGGCUGAUCGGGAACAUUUACGUGUGCUGCGCAUGCGCGGCCGCGACCAUCGCUUCAGCUUCAAGUGGUAUGCCUCUUAUUUCGAGUUUGAGAGGAUUGAUGCCUUGAUGCGGGAAGAAGAUUGUGGUAUUCUGCAGUGGCAGAUCAUUUUGGACCGGUUGGAGAGUACACCGCAGGCAACGCUGGAAAUUCGUCUCCUUCGGUCUCCGCCCCGAGACGGCAUUUUAUCGAACGAUGAUCUUAUCAAACGAUUGGAGGCUUUCUUCCUUUUGUUCCCUGAGAAUGAACAUCUAUUCCGAAUCGUGUUUCUCGAUGACCUUAAAGGGUUCGAACGGAGUGCGACUGCGGGAAAGGUCAUUAAGUUUGUGAAUCGAUGGAGUUGA